GACACGUGACCAAAACACGGAAGUGUCGUCGGCCGCUGUCUGCGUGCUGCAGCUCUCCAUACAGAGGAGAAACUUCGUCUUUUUCAGACUUUACGGCUUUGAUACCUGAACUGAAAAAUCGUCAGCGGGGUUUUGGGCAGCGAAGAUGACCCAGGCUGAGAAGGAGCAGGAUAACGGAAAAGAGAAAGAGAAGGAUCGAGAGAAGGAGAAAGAGAAGGAGCAGCAGCGCGGCGUGAAGAGACCCAUCGCCCCUCCGGUCAUCCCGGAGCCCCAGCAGGAGCAAAUACAAAGCAACUUUGUGGUCGUCAUCCACCCGGGUUCGAGGACGCUGCGCAUCGGUCGAGCCACAGACACUCUGCCGGUGACUGUCCCCCAUGUGAUCGCACGCAGACACAAGCAAAGCGGGCAGGCUAGAUAUGAAGACGCAUGGCUUCUGAGAGGAGGCUUAAAUAAACCAGAGAGCAAUGAGCAGAGGCAGAAUGGACUCAAAAUGGUCGACCAAGCCAUCUGGUCUAAGAAGAUGUCAAAUGGAGUGAGGAGAACACCCGUCUCCUCUGAACAGGCCAGAGCGUACAACUGUCAGAUCCGUCCUGCAGUGCUCGACAGCAGCUCCAGAGUGAAGUGGACCAACACAGGCCACCAUCCUCCGUACCUGGUGGGAGAGGAGGCUCUCUAUGUGAAUCCAUCCGACUGCUACAACAUCCACUGGCCAGUGGUCAGAGGUCAGCUCAAUGUGCACGCCGGCCCUGGAGGCUCGCUGAGCGCCGUCCUGGCUGACCUGGAGACCAUCUGGAGCUAUGUUAUUCAGAAGCAUCUGGAAAUCCCCCUCAAGGACUUAAAGUAUUACAGGUGUAUUCUUCUGGUCCCUGACAUUUACAACAGACAGCACAUCAAAGAGGUUGUCAACAUGCUGCUGCUCAAUAUGAACUUCUCAGCUAUCAUUGUGCACCAGGAAUCUGUGUGUGCUACCUUUGGCAGCGGCCUGAGCAGUGCAUGCGUUGUGGACGUAGGCGACCAGAAGACCAGCCUCUGCUGUGUCGAGGACGGAGUUUCCCAUCGAAACUCCAGGUUGUGUUUGGCGUACGGCGGUUCAGAUGUGACUCGCACUUUCUUCUGGCUCCUGCAAAGAGCAGGAUUUCCCUACAGAGACUGUCAGCUGUCCAACAGACUGGACUGUCAGCUCUUACAGCAGCUCAAGGAAACCUUCUGCCACCUGAAUCAAGAUAUCUCAGGACUACAGGAUCAUGAAUUUCAGACACGUUUCCCAGAAGCCCCGGCUCUUCUGUACCAGGUUCGAUUGGGAGAUGAGAAGUUACAGGCGCCCAUGGGUCUCUUCUACCCGACCACGUUUGGUAUCGUUGGCCAAAAAAUGACGUCGCUUCAGUACCGUUCACAAGGCGAUUCAGAGGACCCUCACGAUGAGCACUACCUGCUGGCCACGCAGAGCAAACAGGAUCAGUCUUCCAAAUCCACUGCAGACCGGAAGGCCAUUUCCAGACCAGGUGGAGGUUUGGACGGUGAGAUGAGCAGCCAGGGAGGGAUGGGGGAUCUGUCAGACCUGCCCCGGGGCUGCGGGAGCGGCAUCGGUGGCGGCAGUUUAGGAGGAGGAGGAGGGAGCCAGGGCGAGAUGGAGCUCGGGCCUGCACAGGCGGAGUGUCUGAUGGGGGCUGGAGAGGUGGAGGAACCCCUGUCUGCUCACCUCUCCAGGAAGACUGCCAUCAUGAACCAGUUUGAGAGCAAAGCACUCGGACUGGACAAGGCCAUCCUGCACAGCAUCGACUGCUGCGCGUCAGACGAAACCAAACGGAAGAUGUACAGCUCCAUCCUGGUGGUGGGAGGAGGGCUGAUGUUUCAUGGUGUUCAGGAGUUUUUGCUUCACCGUAUCAUCAACAAGAUGCCUCCCUCUUUCAGAAGGCUCGUCGACAACGUGGAAGUUAUCACGCGUCCAAAGGACAUGGACCCGCGGCUGAUCUCGUGGAAGGGUGGAGCAGUGUUAGCCUGUCUUGACACCACCCAGGAGAUGUGGAUCCACCACAGGGAGUGGCAGCGCUUCGGCGUCCGAAUGCUCCGAGAGAGAGCGGCCUUCGUCUGGUGAAGCGGACUGCAGAAAGUCAUCGGUGUUUGAAUUGUUUCACCUCAUGGAAAAGAAACAUUUUUCCCCAACAGAUUUUAUGUAUAAAAGACUAUUUUAGCUGUAUUAAAUCCAUGCUCUGAACUUUC
Molecule: messenger RNA, 2220 nt
Organism: Salarias fasciatus (jewelled blenny)
Lineage: Eukaryota; Metazoa; Chordata; Actinopteri; Blenniiformes; Blenniidae
Gene: actr8
Product: actin related protein 8
Exons: 13
Coding region: 146-2095 (649 amino acids)
Source: RefSeq, a predicted model, not a curated record